CCCGUCCCUGCGCCUCGUCCCCGCCGGGAGCCCGGGAGUUCGGGAGCCCCGGAGUGGCGCCCUCAGUGCGGCCUGUGCGGCCCGGGAGGGGCUGUUGCCCCGGGGCCCAGAGAGAGGCCGGAGGUGCGGGACUCGGACCACGGACCCGGUCGCCUCUUCCCGGCCAGCCGGGCGGUGCUGGACGCGUGACUCUAGGCGCGCACCUGUGAGGACGUGAGCUGUGGAUUGACAGCCGGACGCCAGCAGUGCCCACCUGGGGUCGCCCCCAACCUCCUCUCCCACACUUCGAGCCGGCGUUUGGGUGACCGUGAACCAGGAGAGACAGCUGUGGCGGGCCGGGAGCGGUGGCUUAUGCCUGUAAUCCCUGCACUCUGGGAGGCCUAGGAGGAAGGACAGCUUUGAGCCCAGGAGAUGGAGACCAGCCUGGGCAACAUAGCUAGACCCCUCUCUACAAAAAACAAAACAAAAAAAACACUUAGGUCGGCGUGGUGGCACGCGCCUGUAGUCCCAGCUACUCUGGAGGGUGAGGCGGGAGGGUCACUUGAUCCCGGGAGGUUCACUUGAGCCCCGGAGUUUGAAGCUACAGUGAGCUAUGAUUGAGCCAUUGCACUCCAGUCUGGGUGACAAAGCAAGACCCUGUCUUAAGAAAAAAAAAAAAAAAUCCCAAACAAAAAACUCCCACCUGUGUCAUCAGCUUUUUGUCAGAUGUCCCCAAAUUUACAAAAACUGCCCUUUUCCCUCUCCAUCUUCUGUCAGUUGGUUGCAUCAUUCACCAACUUGGGCACCCGACUGAUGGUCUUUGCGUCUUUUAAAUUUCAGUUGACAGUCAGCCUUUGUUUUUUUUGACCCAGUGCUUAGGAUGGUGGUUACGUGUUCAGCCCACUCUGUCACCUACCUUGUGACUUGGGCCAGUCAAUUAAUCUCUGUAAAAAGUCUGCUGCCUUGCUGUAAAGGGAACAAUAGAUCUUUCCAUUCAGCUGUUUUUGGAAAUGGGCUUAGCUUCACAGUGCAGUACUGCACAAAAUUUCAUGGACAUCGGUAGCAUUGUUCUCAUUAAUAUUUAAACGUGUUUUGCUUUUAAUCUGUUUCUUGUCCCUUUCCUCUGUUUUCUGGAAUAUUGCCUCACUUUUAGCACUAAAAUGACGUUUUCUGCAUAUGUCACACCGUAAAGCCCCUGUGGGGAAUUGAAUCUUAUCUCAGGUUUGAACAUUGCCUGGAGGCUGUGCUUAGAUAUGGGUUGAAAUUGUGCCACUAGCAAAUAAAAAAUACUCUUUCUUGUUAGUACCAUAUAUGUAUUAUGUCACACUGAAUAUGAAUGACUGUUUUCUCAGGUCCCCCAAGGUACUAGUUAUGCAAAUAACUAGUACCACCUCCACAUAACUGACACUACCCAGACAAAAGGGGAAGAAGUUCAUGCAUUACAUACAAUGUAUGGCUUAGAGCGUUGGGAAUUAACCUGAUUGAGAAAGAUAACUCAAUAAAAUGGCAAAAAAUUGAGGGGUGAGCUUUUUGUAGUAGUUUCCAAAUUGGAUCAAUUACAUUUAGGAUUUAAGUCAGAAUAGAAAUUUUGGACAUAUAAAAACAUGGAGAUGGGAAUGUCUGAUUUUCUUGGACAGUUUUACUUUUGAACAUUUUCAUGACUCCGCUGGCCUUCUGUUAACUACACUAACCAUAACUAGUGAUUUUCAGCCCUUGCCUACCUGUGCAGGCCGGAGUAGGAGUGGCCUGGUGCUUUCAUGGAUUCUGUAACUCUGCUCUGUCACUCUGCACAGUAAGCUUUGCCUACAGAUUUGGUUAGAUAUUGCUGCGUCAUUUCCUAGUUUUCCAGACUAGAUGGGAUGGCCAUGCUCUGCAUCCCUGUAGCCUUUAAAUCACAGUUCCUAUUCUAGUUCGUAUCUUUUUCUUAUUAGGAAAUGAGACUGUUUAGCAUAGCAGCUUGACCUGAAAUAGUAAAUUUAAUAGUUGUUGGGUUUAAGCUGUGAUGUUGAAGGUCUACAGGUGGAAAGCUUGACCAUUUAUUUGUGGUUGGCUACUGUUAUUUUGAGAUUUAAAAUAUGAUCAGGUUGAUGAUUUGGUGGAUAUCUCAGUCUGCUUGGGUCUACUUUUGAGGGAUACCUCAGUCUACUUGGGCUGAAAUAAGGACACACCUGAAUCUCAUGCCCAUAUGUUGAGAUGGAUCUCAUUCUGUCACCCAGGCUGGAGUGCAGUGGCGCGAUCUCCGCUCACUGCAAUCUCCACCUCCCAGGUUCAAGUGAUUCUCCUCCUUUGGCGUCCUGAGUAGCUGGGAUUACAGGCAUGAGCCACCACGCCUGGCUAAUUUUUGUAUUUUUAGUAGAGACAGGGUUUCACCAAAGUGUUGGCCAGGCUGGUCUCAAACUCCUGACCUCAGGUGAUCCGCCCACCUUGGCCUCCCAAAGUGCUGGGAUUACAGGUGUGAGCCACCAAGCCUGGCGUGUUCUCAUAUGUUAUACACUUAAAAUCAAAUGCAUGAAUACUGAAUAUGUGUGUUUAUAAUUGAAUGCCCUACAAUCAAUUGAUAAGUUUAACCAAAGACAGUUUAUACAAAUUGGCAGUAUCAAGCUUUUUGUCUGUUUAAUGUACACAUUCUAUGCUUGGAUAAAGUGGACAUACUUUUUUUUUGAGAUGGAGUUUUGCUCUUGUUGCCCAGGCUAGAGUGCAAUGGCACGAUCUCGGCUCCCCGCAACUUCUGCCUCCCGGGUUCAAAUGAUUCUCCUGCCUUAGCCUCCCGAGUAGCUGGGAUUACAGGCAUGCACCACCAUGCCCGGCUAAUUUUGUAUUUUUAGUAGAGACAGGGUUUCUUCAUGUUGGUCAGGCUGGUCUCCAAUUCCCAACCUUAGGUGCCUCAGCCUCCCAAAGUGCUGGGAUUACAGGCGUGAGCCACCGCGCCCGGCCUAAGUGGACAUACUUUUUAACCACUAUAUUGAUAAUUAUGUUUACUGAGGGAGGGGCAAAUUCUCCCCUAAAUUUUCAUUCAUUAUUUAGUUCAAUAGGUUUUUAUCAAGCAGAUUUGAACUGAUAUGCAGCACAGUGGAGCCUGCCUAGUUACCUUCGUUCUGGGUGAUGGUGAAAGCCUCCUGCAUACCCCGCUCAGAUUUCAUCUUUUUCUUCUCUGGCUAUAUCCUGUAUGUGAAAGCCUUUUCAAAUCAAUUUGCUGUUUUUCUUAGAGAGAUUUCAGGAAAGAAAACGAGAGAUAACUGGGUAUUUCUGAUUUGCUAACCAAUCUUGAUUCUAAUCUUCUUUUUGAAAAACUACAAUCACUCCUGACUGGAGUUUACAUUCCAUUAAAGUAUGUCUGAUUGCGUCUGCAUAUGGUAAAUGCCUUUCCCUGAAAUAGCUUUUCUCUCUGGAUUUAACUGCUGUGUGAGCAUCCAGAGACUUGCACACUUCCCAGAUCUCCGGGAGAGGAGCAGGGUUGAUUUCACUAUAAGGAAGGUGUAAAGAAAAACUGCCUGGUGCCCUGUGCUGUGAUGGCUGUAGGGAAUGAAGGAACAGCCCUUCAGGCUUCUUCCAUUGAAGACUUGAACAAGUGGGCCCUAUUUCUUGUGUCUCCUUUUAUACUUGAAGCAGAACACAUAGCAUUUGUGACGGAGAGCAUUUGGGUACAAAGUGAGAAUUUACAGAGAUCAUCCUCUUCAGAAACAAUUGUCAAGUGGUCAGACUGUUGUUUGCCAUUAGCUUGCAGACCUGGGGAUCCUUAUCGGCUAAUUGCUGAAGCAAGUGUGGACAACUUCAGCAAGCUGGGGGUGGCGUUCAUGGAAGAUAGACUCCACAUGGAUAAUGGACUGGUACCCCAAAAGAUUGUGUCGGUGCACUUGCAGGACUCCACUCUGAAGGAAGUUAAGGAUCAGGUCUCAAACAAGCAAGCCCAGAUCCUAGAGCCGAAGCCUGAACCUUCUCUUGAGAUUAAGCCUGAGCAGGACGGUAUGGAGCAUGUUGGCAGAGAUGACCCAAAGGCUCUUGGUGAAGAACCCAAACAAAGGAGAGGCAGUGCCUCUGGGAGUGAGCCUGCUGGGGACAGUGACAGGGGAGGGGGCCCCGUUGAGCAUUAUCACCUCCAUCUGUCUAGUUGCCACGAGUGUCUGGAACUUGAGAACAGCACCAUUGAGUCAGUCAAGUUUGCGUCUGCCGAGAACAUUCCAGACCUUCCCUACGAUUAUAGCAGCAGUUUGGAGAGUGUUGCUGAUGAGACCUCCCCCGAAAGAGAAGGGAGGAGAGUCAACCUCACGGGAAAGGCACCCAACAUCCUCCUCUAUGUGGGCUCCGACUCCCAGGAAGCCCUCGGCCGGUUCCACGAGGUCCGGUCUGUGCUGGCCGACUGUGUGGACAUUGACAGUUAUAUUCUCUACCACCUGCUGGAGGACAGUGCUCUCAGAGACCCGUGGACGGACAACUGUCUGCUGUUGGUCAUUGCUACCAGGGAGUCCAUUCCCGAAGACCUGUACCAGAAGUUCAUGGCCUAUCUUUCUCAGGGAGGGAAGGUGUUGGGCCUGUCUUCAUCCUUCACCUUUGGUGGCUUUCAGGUGACAAGCAAGGGUGCACUGCACAAGACAGUCCAGAACUUGGUUUUCUCCAAGGCUGACCAGAGCGAGGUGAAGCUCAGCGUCUUGAGCAGUGGCUGCAGGUACCAGGAAGGCCCCGUCCGGCUCAGCCCCGGCAGGCUCCAGGGCCACCUGGAGAAUGAGGACAAGGACAGGAUGAUUGUGCAUGUGCCUUUUGGAACUCGCGGGGGAGAAGCUGUUCUUUGCCAGGUGCACUUAGAACUACCUCCCAGCUCCAACAUAGUGCAAACUCCAGAAGAUUUUAACUUGCUCAAGUCAAGCAAUUUUAGAAGAUACGAAGUCCUUAGAGAGAUUCUGACAACCCUUGGCCUCAGCUGUGACAUGAAACAAGUUCCUGCCUUAACUCCUCUUUACUUGCUGUCAGCUGCGGAGGAAAUCAGGGAUCCUCUUAUGCAGUGGCUUGGGAAACAUGUGGACUCCGAGGGAGAAAUAAAAUCCGGCCAGCUCUCUCUUAGAUUUGUUUCAUCCUACGUGUCUGAAGUAGAAAUAACCCCAUCUUGUAUACCUGUGGUGACCAACAUGGAGGCCUUCUCAUCAGAACAUUUCAACUUAGAGAUCUAUCGCCAAAAUCUGCAGACCAAGCAGUUGGGGAAAGUAAUUUUGUUUGCCGAAGUGACCCCCACAACGAUGCGUCUCCUGGAUGGGCUGAUGUUUCAGACACCGCAGGAAAUGGGCUUAAUAGUGAUCGCGGCCCGGCAGACCGAGGGCAAAGGACGGGGAGGGAAUGUGUGGCUGAGCCCUGUGGGAUGUGCUCUUUCUACUCUGCUCAUCUCCAUUCCACUGAGAUCCCAGCUGGGACAGAGGAUCCCGUUUGUCCAGCAUCUGAUGUCCGUGGCUGUCGUGGAAGCAGUGAGGUCCAUUCCCGAGUAUCAGGAUAUCAACUUACGAGUGAAGUGGCCCAACGAUAUUUAUUACAGUGACCUCAUGAAGAUCGGCGGAGUUCUGGUUAACUCAACACUCAUGGGAGAAACAUUUUAUAUACUUAUUGGCUGUGGAUUUAAUGUGACUAACAGUAACCCUACCAUCUGCAUCAACGACCUCAUCACAGAAUACAAUAAACAACACAAGGCAGAACUGAAGCCCUUAAGAGCCGAUUAUCUCAUCGCCAGAGUCGUGACUGUGCUGGAGAAACUGAUCAAAGAGUUUCAGGACAAAGGGCCCAACAGCGUCCUUCCCCUUUAUUACCGAUACUGGGUCCACAGUGGUCAGCAAGUCCAUCUGGGCAGCGCAGAGGGACCAAAGGUGUCCAUCGUUGGCCUGGACGAUUCUGGCUUCCUCCAGGUUCACCAGGAGGGCGGCGAGGUUGUGACUGUGCACCCGGACGGCAACUCCUUCGACAUGCUGAGAAACCUCAUCCUCCCCAAACGGCGGUAAUGCCGGGCGUCCCCGAGACGCGGCUGCCUGUCCGUGCCCAUGCAUCUGGAAAUCUAAUUUAGAGUUGUAGGUGAAUUUUCUUUUCCUCCAAUUCAUUUGUUAAGUCUUUGUUCUUUUUCUGUGUUUCUGUUUGUUUUUAGGUUUGUUUUGUUGUCGUUUUCUUUGGUGUUUGAAGAGGCUCUGGGAUAGAUGGUUAAGAAGUAGAAAAUUUAGUUUAGGGAAAGCCCUCCCACAGGUGGGAAAUUGCUCUCCCCUCUGUGGCUUGGACUUACGUUUAUUGUCAAGGGGAGUUUUUACAUGGAAAUGACAAUGGGAAAAUUCAGAUAUUUUCUUAGUAGUGCAGACCUUUACCCCUAGUCUAUGAAAAAACAAACCAAAAUAUGCUCUUGCGCCCAGGCCAGUGGUGAGUUAGAGGUAUGCUAUCACUGUUUGUAAGCAUCUGGGGAGGUACUGAACUGUAAGAACAUGCUUGGACACUUAGUCAUUGUUCUGUGUUUUUAUUAAUGAAGAAAAGGGAAGACAGACUUCCAAGAGUUACUGUCCACCCGGUGGUGUGGCCCCAUAGCGAAGUCUAAAUGCCUGUAGAGAUAGAGCUAGCUGGUGUGGUUGCAGUGACCUUGUAGAGGAAAUCAGUUCAUUACUUUGACAUCAUUCAGUGAGCUCUCCUUUCCUAAGGAAGUUUAAAUGUCCUUAGUUAGGGACUGACUUUCUUAAGUAAGUUUAAAUUUACUACAUAUUGUGAAGAGACAGGAUCAAGUUCAGAAUCCUUAAAUGUCUGAUUAGGCAUCACUUGGAUGAGGAGGUGGGCGAUUUGGCUCUGACAGCUGGAGAUGAAGGCACACUCAUACCACAUACAAGGGAGGAUUUGGAGCUUUUAAGCCAGUUUCAGAUUUACUCUGAAAUGUGGAGCAUUCCUGCAAGACUGUGCAGCUCACGGAAUAUAGAAGACAUGGCAUUUUACUCAGAAGUCAUAAGUUUUUGCCCCCCUCAUUUACCUCGUAUUACCAAGAAAGAAAAUGUUAUCGAUACUAAACACCAUCAGUUCAGAGGGAGGAUGUGUGUGUGUGCCCGCAUAUGUGUGUGCGUGCGUGUGUGCGCACAUAGCUUUAAAAGAAGACAUUCAAAAUUUGAUGUGCUACAAGCCUCAUGAAAGAACAAAAGAAAUGAAGCCUUUUGAUAUGCAUUCGCUAUUCCCAGAUGUACGCCAUGCCUUUUCCAUGUCCCUCCUAUCUCUGUUGAACUUAUGAAUCAUACUCAUUACUUUUCAGCUUUUUAAAAGGCCAAUUUUUGUCCAGUUUUCUCUCUUCCAGUCCCAGCUGAAAUUAGUGGAAAGAAAGUUUGAUGGAGCUUUCAGCUUUGAACAAAAUCCCUUCAUUGUAAACUAGCACCAUCUUUAUCCAGGUCUUACCCAGUCAGGCUAAUUCCAGAAACUUGUGGUUUUUAGUAUAGUCUGUCUACCUUUAGCCAGGCACAGGACAGCCCUAUGAAAAAAUACCCAAUAUAUAUUUUUUGGAAAUGAAACAUUAAAAGAACUUAAAAAGUAAUUUUUGGAAAUGAGGCUUCAAUUAGAAUUAUUUUUCUCAAAAAACAAACAAACAAAAAACACAAAAAAAACCACUCUUCUCCAAAUGCCCAAGCCUUCUUUCAAAAUUAGUUAGAAACUUAAGUAAAAUACAAGUCCACACCAUCCCCAAAUUACAAAAUGGACUUACCCUUGAGAGGGCAUCUGCAGAAUAUCAUCAGGGACAAAGAUCUCGAGGCUAACGAUGUAGGUUUCAUUUCUCAGACUUUGUAAUAUAAGGCAAGCCCUCUCUCAGAGCUGCCAUCAUCACUUUUUGAAUUUCUUUGGGGGUUAUUUAAUGAAAAACAUGCUAUGUUUUGUUUUAAGCUGAAGUCCUAUUCUGGACACUCUGCUUUGGGAAAAAAUGUUAUCAUUUAAUUUCCUUUCUGCAAAUUAAAACUAAUGAAGUGUGGCCUUGUCAAAGGCUAUGGAGAUGUUCCGGGCAUACUGCUGUGCUCUGUGCUUUCCAGCAGGCGCUCCUCCCUCACGCAGGAGACUCAGUUGUCCUGAGAGAGAUGAAGCAGCCUUGAAGCAGAUGCUGCGUUUUCCAUAAACCUGAUUUUGCCUCACAUGAACCAAAGACUCUCAAAACUCCGCUUCUAUAGAAUUAGCUGAAUAAAGGCAUUUUACUGAUAGCUGUUCGUGUUAGCGAAACCUGUCUACCUGCUAUAGCACACUCUCCGAUUUGGGCCAUUUAUGCACCCCGCAACCUGGGAUCUCAAGGAGCUUUAAAGUCUUAAUGGGAACUUGGCAUUUUCCUGAUGAUCUUUAAAAUGUGGUCACUAAACUCAGGAUUGGCGUGUGCUUUUAGAACACUGGAGUAGCCCUUGUUUUAGAGGCUGUGCAUUGAGUAUCGACCGUAUUUUGUAAAAGGCAAGAUAUCCUCCCUUCCAGGCUGGUAACGGGUUUCAAGGGGACUCUUGAGGAAGUGCCCCCUAAAAUAGAACACAGCAAUAACUGGGCUUCCUGUCCCCACCCCCACCCCAGCAGUGCUCUCUGGCACUGGGAACUCUGCUAGGGAGUGGUGGAAGUAGGAAGGAUUUGUGUGCAAAGGAAAAUCGUGGUUGAGUUUCACUGCAGCAGGCUGACGUUGCCUGAUGUGAGAGCAAGUGGCCGACUGGGGUGCGGGUGCACAGGUCGGGGGAGCACAGGCCACAGAGCGCAGCCUCUGGGGGUCCCCCAAGGCACAGCAUAUACAGCAUGGUCGCCCCUUGCCCUGGAGUCUGGGAACAAAGAGAGGAGCCAGCCUCCCCGCACUGCUUCAGAUGGAAAAGGGAGGCAGGGUGGGCUUCCGUUCUCCAGAUCUGUUUGCUCUUAACAGGCAGAACAUGGGAGAAUCCUUAUUCCUGGUUAAUCACUAUGCAUAUUUGAAAUAAAAGAAAGCGUAAGCCUCUGCAAUUUUAACUUCUCAAAGGAUGUCUCUGAAAAGAAUCACUUUAAACCAAUGCCUAUAAAAAGCAAGUCUACCAAAAUAAACUAAGACUUUCUAUGUGGUUUGGGCUCCCUCUUAUUUUUACAAGUUUCAUUUUUAAAAGUAGGCAACUACUUUGGGUUACAGUAUUUUUAUUCAUAUUUAAACAUUUUUACAAAAUAAAUAAAGUGUUUUACAUAGUAAGGAAUAUGUACGUAUUUCCAAGUAUUAAGAAGCCAAGUGUUUUUUUUUUUGACGUAUUAUUGACAAAUGUAUUCAGCGCCAUACACAAGAGAAAUAUUAUUACUCCAAAGAACGAAAGUUAACAAAACUCCAAAGCAAAAACCCUUUUAAUGGAGGUGAGAAAUAAAUUUAAUGUAACAACAGCUAGAUUGUUUUUAGGAUUUUUCUUUUCUUUUGUGGAAACUUCUUGACUUGACUUUUCAUCUGAACAGUUUUUCCCCCCAAGAUUUUAAUCUUAUAUGUCAUACUUAAGUUUAGGAACAGCUUGAAUAAUUAGCAUUCUAGAUAACACAAGGGCCAUGAUUCACUAAAAUUCCAAGCUACUGUAAUUUUAUGGCAUUUAUUUGCAAAUGUUCUUUGUAUCUCAUUUUAUCUGUAGCAGUCCCCACUAGUCUACCUUAACCAUCUUAUAGCUCUGGUAAAUUAAAACUUACGUAGACUUUAUACAAGAUCCAUUGGCCGUAUUAAACCUCCCCCACUCUUAGGGCUUAGGGCGGAAGGGACGAAGGCAGGGCUGAUAGGACUUUUAAAAGGAUAAAAGGAGUGGGGGCAAGGGAGGCGGAAAAUACAGGCUCUUGCAGAUACCCUCCGCGCUGCCCUCCACACCCAGCCCACUGCUCUACAAAGGUAUGAAUGGAAUGGCUUUUCUAGAAAAGGGCUUCCAAGAACAUAAAGGAAUUCCUUUCCCUGGGAGGCCCCGUGGAGGGCUGAGCCAGCCUUGAAUUGGGCUUAUUUCUCAAAUCCAUUUGAUCUGGCAUUUUUGUCAACAUGGUACAUGUUAGGGCCUACGAUGAUUUUUUUUUCUUUUUUGUAAAAGAGAGGCAUAUGUAUUAAAAUGCUUCCUCUUCCCCUGCCGGAGCCUCACAGAAGUCAAGAAACGCUAUCCCCAGCUUAAAUGUGCAGACUCUUCAAGAUGGAGGUCACAAUAUUAGGUUGCCACAGUAACAGCUCUGCUGACUUCACACUCAGCCCUGGCCGUCCUGAAGCCAGCUCGUGUAAGAAUCUUCCUUCAUGUUCUAGGUUAUGAAAACGAAGUUUGUUUAGACAAGGACGUUUUCACUAGUACACAUUUUCAAGUACAUACACACUCUGUUACGCCUGUCCACGUUGUCACUUGUAAAUCUAUGAUAGGGUCUUUUUUCUCAACAGUAACCUUUGUUAUUGAACUGCUCCGAUAGCCUUGAUUUAUUUUUACUAAAUACAGCCCCAAAAGUUAAUAACAAGGUAGACACAAAAGCAUUUUGCAGUACUUUAUUGAAAAAUGUCGGUGGUAUCUCCUAGUAAUCAAACCUACACCUUUCAAGAAUCACGGUUUAAUUACAAGACUCAUGAACAUAAAAAAAUAAUACCCUCGGCUUAUUUCCUGUGCACACACUCACAAGGAGCUGUGAAUGAGGUAUAGCUGAGUGCGUGGAGAGGCGGGCACAUCCCUUCCUACCAUCCAGCCCCUUCGCUGCAUGACCCACGGUCCUAAAUUUGCAAAUUGUGACUCUUACCAUGAGGCCCACUGACAGACACCCUGUAGGGAUUGUGUCAGGUCCUCACUAAGUGACACAGGGUUGGCAAAAAAAAAAAAAAAAAAGUCAGUUCACAUUUUGAGAGCAGUUGGUGUAGGUGCACUUGAUUUUAGAACGAUGAGUUUAAAACAUUUGUGAAAACCUCUUUCCAUUCAGAAAGGUGGAAAAAGUUUCCUAAAAUAAACCAUUUUGAUAAAGCAGCAAAAUGCUGCAGUGUUGAUAGUGUGAAGAAAAUUGAAGGACGGCGGUUCAAUGCAUUGUGCAGUUCAGAGCCAUGACAGGAUUUUUCCAUGUUGAGAUCUUUAAGCAAAACCCAUAAAAAGUAAAAAUUAAUGGAAGCUCAUUUUUUAAACACUGCUGGUGCUUUAUGAAAGGAUUUCUGUUUACCUGUUGCACACGUAACAUGUUCUUACGAAGUUUUCUCGCUGUGUAGAAAAUGCUUAAAAUGUCUACAUCAUUUUCAUUACACCCCCUUAAGCAUGUUUUUCCUUCACAAGGUGCAGUCCAUUGACAGUGUUCCGUAUUGCACGUGCAAUUUAACUUUAUUAGCACUAUUUGUAGCAAACACGAGCCUAGUGAAUUACAGAUCUGUGUGGGCCAGAGGGAUUUUGCCACGUAAUAAUGAAGCUUGACAGGGUCAUUCUCAUAAACUGUCUGGCUACAUAUAUAUUUUUGCAUUUAAUGCCUAUUCAAUAUAUUCUGAAGGUGCUACUCUUGGUGUUAUCAAGAGUUCAUAGGGGUUAGGGGGAAGUAAGAGCUUGUUAAUGUAUUUGGGAAGCACACCUAUGUUCACAGACACAAAAUGGAAUUGCAUGGUCACCCCCUUAGUCUUGGUUUGUUGGCUUUUUGUAUUGAAGAAAGGGUUAAAUAAAAACAAAAAUAAUGAGAC
Homo sapiens (human) is the source of this 11575-nucleotide messenger RNA. RefSeq names its product holocarboxylase synthetase (gene HLCS). Gene Ontology annotation, cellular component: cytoplasm; mitochondrion. The record is from RefSeq and is a predicted model, not a curated record. The transcript is spliced from 11 exons. Lineage: Eukaryota; Metazoa; Chordata; Mammalia; Primates; Hominidae. Bases 3489 to 5954 code for a protein of 821 amino acids. Gene Ontology annotation, biological process: response to biotin; biotin metabolic process. Gene Ontology annotation, molecular function: biotin--[biotin carboxyl-carrier protein] ligase activity; identical protein binding.